Nyctereutes procyonoides (raccoon dog) is the source of this 1625-nucleotide messenger RNA. RefSeq names its product NFKB activating protein (gene NKAP). NCBI's taxonomy places the organism in Eukaryota, Metazoa, Chordata, Mammalia, Carnivora, Canidae. The transcript is spliced from 8 exons. Gene Ontology annotation, cellular component: nucleus. Gene Ontology annotation, biological process: negative regulation of DNA-templated transcription. Bases 114 to 1457 code for a protein of 447 amino acids. The record is from RefSeq and is a predicted model, not a curated record. Gene Ontology annotation, molecular function: chromatin binding.
CCAGGUUAGGGUGGCGGCGCCACGGCGGGUCUGGGGACCUAAACCAACCGAGAUCUCCCGAGGCUCGCGAGAGCGCCCGCUUCUCUAGCGGCUUAGGGGACCCAGUGCCUGUGAUGGCUCCAGUGUCGGGUUCCCGCAGCCCAGAGAGGGAGGCCUCGGGCUCCGGGUCGAAGCGUCGCAGCUCGUCAAGGAGCCCUAAGCCCAGCAGAUCCGCCCGCUCCCCGCGGGGCCGCCGCUCGCGCUCGAGCUCUCGCUCGCACUCCUGCUCUCGCUCUGGGGACCGGAAUGGUCUCAGCCAUCAGCUGGGUGGCUUCAGCCAAGGGUCCCGAAACCAGUCCUACCGAUCCCGCUCCCGAUCCCGCUCCCGGGAGCGGCCCUCUGCGCCGCGGGGCAACCCCUUCUUUUCUGCCUCCUCGACUGCGUAUUAUGGCGGCUACUCGCGUCCCUACGGAAGUGACAAGCCGUGGCCUAGCCUUCUGGACAAGGAGAGGGAGGAGAGCCUGCGGCAGAAGAGAUUAAGUGAGAGAGAAAGGAUUGGAGAAUUGGGAGCUCCUGAAGUAUGGGGACUUUCUCCAAAGAAUCCAGAACCAGACUCUGAUGAACACACACCAGUAGAGGAUGAUGAGCCAAAGAAAAGCAGUACUUCAGCUUCUACUUCAGAAGAAGAAAAGAAGAAGAAGAAGAAGUCUGGUCAUUCGAAAGAAAGGUCCAAGAAAAGGAGAAAGAAAAAAUCCUCUAAAAGAAAACACAAGAAGUAUUCUGAUGACAGUGACAGUGACUCUGACUCUGACACAGACUCCAGUGGUAAGAAUUCCAGCAUCACUUUGCAAGCCUGGCUUCCAAAUUCAUUUUACUUGAUUUUCAUCAGCCUUUCAUUGCCUAAAAAAUGUGAGAUUCCCUUUAAUGUGGGACUAUUAAGUGUAUUUGUAUCAAAUUAUAAUUACAGGAAGAAAUACAAGAAAAAGAAAUCUAAGAAGAGUAGAAAAGAUUCCAGUGAUUCAAGCUCUAAAGAUUCCCAGGAAGAGUUUCUGGAGAAUCCCUGGAAGGAUCGAUCAAAGCCUGAAGAACCCUCAGAUUUAAUUGGCCCAGAGGCUCCAAAAACACUUGCCUCUCAGGAUGAUAAACCUUUGAACUAUGGCCAUGCUCUGUUACCUGGUGAGGGUGCAGCUAUGGCUGAAUAUGUAAAAGCUGGGAAACGUAUCCCAAGAAGAGGUGAAAUUGGCUUGACAAGUGAAGAAAUUGCAUCAUUUGAAUGCUCGGGUUAUGUAAUGAGUGGUAGCAGGCAUCGCCGAAUGGAGGCCGUGCGACUGCGGAAAGAGAACCAGAUCUAUAGUGCUGAUGAGAAGAGAGCCCUGGCGUCCUUUAACCAAGAAGAGAGGCGAAAGAGAGAAAACAAGAUUCUGGCCAGUUUUCGAGAGAUGGUAUACAGAAAAACUAAAGGGAAAGAUGACAAAUAAGGAUUUUCUGAUUGUUAAGCAGACAUUUUUAACAACAAAAAAAGAAAGUCUGGGUUCUAUAUAUACAUACAAAAAGAUUAUGACCUGAAAAAGCUUUACAGUGCUACUGUGCCUUCUAUUUAAUUCUUUCAGUCCUUCAAUAAAAAGCUGCUUAUUGAUAUAAUUUUA